AUGAUGCCUCUUUGUGUUUCUCCGUCAGUGCAUGUGCACGAAAAGUUUUUUUGUUUUAGGUGUGUGUUUGUUGUAACGGUGUGCCUGCACCUCUUUUUUCAUACUGUCUUUGCUUCUACCGCUGCGGCGGACAGCAACGCGGGGUUGACGGUGACGCAGGCGAUAACAGACGAGUGUCGAUGGGGGUUCCGUGGCGCCGGGUAUCACAUGCAUUUAGCCGUGGAGUUUCCGCUACACUAUGACGAGGUUUGCGUCUUCCUUGAGCUUCCCAGGGCCUUUUUUUUUGACGCGGCAGAGGUGAAGCAGCUUUACUCAAUCACCGCGUUGGGUGAAGAUGUCACCAGGGAAUAUACCCCGCUUGACAUCAACUCGACGUUUUUUUUUGACAUUGAAGCGCCUGCCUUCCUUGUGGGGUACAAGGUGAACAGCGUGCGCGUCACAUUCAGACAGCUGUCGUCAAGGGAAGGGGCAACAAAGAAGCGGAAUCCUACGGCGAAAGGGCUUCUUCUGCUGCCUAUUCAUGCUCGCUAUGAAGAGGUGGACACGGCGACGCCUUUUUCUCUGCAGGCAUUUUUUGGCAGAGAGUCUUUUGUGCGGCGAUGCAUUCCGGCGUUGUCCGUGCAGGACUGGAAGACCGCCGCGCGAUGCCACACGUUGCCCGCUCCCGUGGGGCAGGAGAGCCGCAGCCCGAGUGACAACAAAACUGUGGGGUCAUUGACGCCGAGCAAUUGUCUAGACAUUCCUGUUGCUCUUCUUUCGUCGGCGCCUUUGGUGUACAUCGCGUUGGUGGCGCUGCAGUGCGUUGGCGUCGUCAUUGUGGUGCUUUCGCUGCUGCGUGUUUAG
Messenger RNA from Trypanosoma cruzi, 843 nucleotides. RefSeq lists its product as uncharacterized. The transcript has a single exon. The record is from RefSeq and is a predicted model, not a curated record. NCBI's taxonomy places the organism in Eukaryota, Euglenozoa, Kinetoplastea, Trypanosomatida, Trypanosomatidae. The coding region runs from base 1 to 843 and encodes 280 amino acids.